CCGGCACCAAACCUUUUUCUUUAAAGCCCCUGAAACAAGUCGACUUCCACGGCCACGCGCCUGCUCUGGCGCCUCCACCUUCCCAGACCGGAGAGUUCAACCCUAAUGCCGCUGCCGCCGCAGGUCUGAGGUCAGUGAAUAUGGGUGGUGUGACGUCCUCGGUGGCCGCUAAGUUCGCCUUCUUCCCGCCCGACCCACCGUCUUACGGCGUGGUGGACGAGGAGCCGCCUCCGCCGGGCGUGGCCCCGGCGGGGAGUGACGCUGCAGCACUUUCUAGGAGGGUGUUGAUGACGGGGGUUCUGUGGAGGGAGGGGGUGGAGGCACGUCGCCUCCGGACGCGGCGGGGCACGGAGAUCAUUGCCAUGUAUGUAGGGUGUCCCAAGGCGAGUCUCACCGUGCUGUACUCGCACGGCAAUGCCGCUGACCUCGGCAAGAUGUAUGAGCUCUUCAUAGAGUUCAGCGCUCGCCUCCACGUCAACAUCAUGGGGUAUGAUUAUUCUGGUUAUGGACGGUCAUCAGGCAAGGCAAGUGAAGCUAAUACAUUUGCUGACAUAGAGUCUGCAUAUAAAUGCCUUGUGGAGGUUUAUGGGACUAGGGAAGAAGACAUUGUUCUUUAUGGUCAAUCUGUCGGUAGUGGCCCCACUGUUGAUUUAGCUGCUCACUUGCAUCACAUAAGAGCAGUUGUUCUGCAUAGUCCCAUACUUUCUGGCCUACGUGUCAUGUAUUCUGUGAAGAAAACAUACUGGUUUGACAUAUAUAAGAACAUUGAGAAAAUUCCCCUUGUUAAAUGCCCUGUUCUGGUGAUUCAUGGUACAAGUGACGAUGUUGUUGAUUUUUCCCAUGGAAAGCGGAUAUGGGAGCUGAGUCAACAGAAGUAUGAGCCUCUGUGGAUCGAGGGAGGCGACCACUGUAACUUGGAGACCUUCCCAGUGUACAUAAGGCAUCUGAAGAAGUUUCUGUCAGCUGUAGAGAAGUUGCCUGCUGGAAAAGAAGCAGCACCUGAGAGUGAGAAGUUGCUAGCUGGAAAUGAAAAACCUUCAGAUAGCGCCGCUCUUUCUGAGGCGCAUUUGAUGACCUCGCAGAGGUUAGAGCCAUCGAGGAAGAGCUCAAGGCAUGAGCAGCCUCCUAGGCUGAGCACUGAAUGUGUAGAUAAACACCGUCGAAGUACAGACGUCAGGGAAAAGGCAAGGUCCAUCACACAUAAGGAGAGAUCAAGGAGAAGUGUCGAUACAUUUGACAGGACAAGAGAUGAAAAUGAACGGACAGACAAACCAAGGAAAAGCAUUGACAGGCUUGGCGAGAUGAUUAGAUCAAUGGGCCUCUGCAAUGUUGAUUGCUUCAAAGAGCCUUCUCGAAAAACCGAGGCUUGCUGAGUCAGUGAGUGGUUUUUCAUAUGUAGUUAUAGAAUCGUUUUGUUUCUCUUUGCAGCGGCAGAGUCAACAAUGGUUUGUGUGCUCUUGCUGAUGAA
This is a messenger RNA of Triticum urartu, 1468 nucleotides long. RefSeq lists its product as uncharacterized. Lineage: Eukaryota; Viridiplantae; Streptophyta; Magnoliopsida; Poales; Poaceae. The record is from RefSeq and is a predicted model, not a curated record.